Messenger RNA from Balaenoptera ricei (Rice's whale), 2485 nucleotides. It is a transcript of the gene SCNN1B, whose product is annotated as sodium channel epithelial 1 subunit beta. Gene Ontology annotation, cellular component: membrane. The transcript is spliced from 13 exons. Gene Ontology annotation, biological process: sodium ion transmembrane transport. Lineage: Eukaryota; Metazoa; Chordata; Mammalia; Artiodactyla; Balaenopteridae. Bases 90 to 2114 code for a protein of 674 amino acids. Gene Ontology annotation, molecular function: ligand-gated sodium channel activity. The record is from RefSeq and is a predicted model, not a curated record.
GCCUCCUACCGAGCGCCGCCGCCGCCGCCGCCGCCGCCGCCGCCGCCAGCCGCGCGCAUCCCAAGCCGCCGCGGGAAGCAGGAGCCACGAUGCACAUAAAGAAGUACCUGCUCAAGUGCCUGCACCGGCUGCAGAAGGGCCCCGGCUACACAUACAAGGAGUUGCUGGUGUGGUACUGUGACAACACCAACACCCAUGGCCCCAAACGCAUCAUCUGCGAGGGGCCCAAGAAGAAGGCCAUGUGGUUCGUGCUCACCCUGCUCUUCACCUCCCUCGUCUGCUGGCAAUGGGGUGUCUUCAUCAGGACCUACCUGAGCUGGGAGGUCAGCGUCUCCCUCUCCAUCGGCUUCAAGGCUAUGGACUUUCCCGCUGUCACCAUCUGCAACACCAGCCCCUUCCAGUACUCCAAAGUCAAGCAUUUGCUGAAGGACCUGGAUGAACUGAUGGAGGCAGUCCUGGAGAGGAUCCUGGGCCCUGAGCUCAGCCAUGGCAACGCCACCAGGGCCCUGAACCUCACCAUCUGGAACUACAUGCCCCUGGUCUUUAUCAAUGAGCAGAACCCCCAUCACCCGGUGGUUCUUGACCUCUUUGAGGACAACUACAAUGGCUCAGCAAGCAGCAGCCCAGCACCAGGAAGGACCUGCAGUGCCCAAGGAUGCAAAGUAGCCAUGAGACUAUGCAGCCACAAUGGGACCGCGUGCAAUUUCCGGAACUUCAGCAGCGCCACCCAGGCCGUGACGGAGUGGUACACCCUGCAGGCCACCAACAUCUUCGCACAGGUUCCAAAACAGGAGCUGGUGGCCAUGGGCUACCCCGCCGAGCGGCUGAUCCUGGCCUGCCUCUUCGGGGCGGAGCCCUGCAACUACAGGAACUUCACACCCAUCUUCCACCCGGAUUAUGGCAACUGUUACAUCUUCAACUGGGGCAUGAGGGAGAAGGCCCUCCCUUCAGCCAACCCCGGAGCUGAGUUUGGCCUGAAGCUGAUCCUGGACAUGGGCCAGGAAGACUACGUGCCCUUCCUCACGUCCACAGCCGGUGCCCGGCUGAUGCUUCACGAGCAGAUGUCGUACCCCUUCAUCAAAGAAGAGGGCAUCUUCGCCAUGUCGGGGAUGGAGACUUCCAUCGGGGUGCUGGUGGACAGGCUGGAGCGCAAGGGCGAGCCUUACAGCCAGUGCACCAUGAACGGCUCCGACGUCCCCAUCCGAAACCUCUACAGCGACUACAACACGACCUACUCCAUCCAGGCCUGUAUUCGCUCUUGCUUCCAAGACCACAUGAUCCAUAACUGCAGCUGUGGCCACUACCUGUACCCGCUGCCCCGCGGAGAGAAAUACUGCAACAACCAGGAGUUCCCAGACUGGGCCUAUUGCUACUCGGCCCUGCGCAUGAGCCUGGCGCAGAGGGAGACCUGCAUCGAUGUCUGUAAGGAGUCCUGCAAUGACACUCAGUACAAGAUGACCAUCUCCAUGGCCGUCUGGCCUUCUGAGGCCUCUGAGGACUGGAUUUUCCAUGUGUUGUCUCAGGAGCGGGACCAAAGCACCAAUAUCACCUUGAACAGGAAGGGAAUUAUCAAGCUCAACAUCUACUUCCAAGAAUACAACUAUCGCACCAUUGAGGAGUCAGCAGCCAAUAACUCUGGCUGCUCUCAAAUCUGGGAGGACAGUUUGGCUUCUGGAUGGGGGGCUCGGUGCUGUGCCUCAUCGAGUUCGGGGAGAUCAUCAUCGACUUCGUGUGGAUCACCAUCAUCAGGCUGGUGGCCCUCGCCAAGAGCCUGCGGCAGAGGCGGGCCCAGGCCUGCUACGAUGGCCCGCCGCCCACCGUGGCUGAGCUGGUGGAGGCCCACACCAACUUUGGCUUCCAGCCUGACACGGCCACACACGGCCCCGAUGCUGGGCCCCACCCCCAUGAGCAGACCCCGCCCAUCCCAGGCACCCCACCCCCCAACUAUGACUCCUUGCGUCUGCAGCCACUGGACGUCAUCGAGUCUGACAAUGAGGGCGAUGCCAUCUAGACCCUGCCCAUCCCGGGCAGCCCAGGAAUUCGGACCUGAGCCGUGGAGACCGUUGCCCAAGGCCGCAUUUUAUGAUGCCCUCUCCACAGGCCCGGGACAGUAGGUGGCCAAGGCCAGAGUCCAGGUCCCUCUACAGAGAGCCAGCAGCUCCUGGCCAGUCCCAGGCCGAGGGCUCCGUGGAGUAACGGUGCUGGUACGGACGUGGGAAUUGUGUUCCUGCUCGCACCCUCCAAGCUGACCCAAUCCUUGGCCUGGGAUGCCCCCAGCCAGGCUCCAAGACCCGAAGCAUCCUCCCCUGGAGGCAGGCCACUUCCCUCCCAGGGCCGCUCACCGUCUGCCCCAGAGAUGAACAGGCAGCACGCCUGUGACCUUGUGAAUGGGUUUAGUGAGGGCAGCUUUGGUGGACAGCAGGCAUCAGAGGCCCUGCCAGGUGGCACAUGUUUUGUUCUGGAAAAUAAAAGUAGAAAACACGGA